This is a messenger RNA of Adineta ricciae, 2493 nucleotides long. The record is from the annotation of a GenBank genome assembly. Lineage: Eukaryota; Metazoa; Rotifera; Eurotatoria; Adinetida; Adinetidae.
AUGAAUACCGUGUCAUUGGAUAGUUAUUUAUCGAUUCGGCAAGUUGAAAAUCAACAGGUAAACUAUCUUAAUCUUCAUCGAUGUUUACGACAGAAAUACAUCAUCGAGUCGAUAUCAAAUCCGGAAAGUGUUACCGGAAUCUCAGUAGCAGGAAAUUACUUGAUCCAAAUGCCGAAUUUCGUGUCCGAUUACACGAAUUUGAUUGAAUUGAAUGGCAGUCAUAACGAAUUGAAUACUAUCGAAUGGAUUCUAUACCGAACAGAAGCAUCUGAGAAUGAUAAACCGAAAUCAUCGCGUCCGCUGGUACAUCCAUUUCUUCAAAUCAUCAAUUUAUCUUUCAAUCACAUCAAAACUGUGCCGGCAAAUAUUCACUAUCUUCGUUUUCUACAUACAUUAGAUCUUUCUUAUAAUUAUCUAAUGACUUUACCGACGAGUAUCGGAGCUCUGGGACAAUUACGCGUUUUACUUCUCGAUCAUAAUCGUUUGAAAAUUCUGCCAAAUACAUUCACUCGAUUGAUUCAUUUAGAAACCUUGAAUUUGUCUUUCAAUCAGUUUCAAUCAAUUGAUACAUUCAAAAACUUGCCGAAUUUGAAACACUUUUACAUGAAUUCCAAUCCUUUACAAACAUUUCCACUUCUUUUAUACACCUGUUCGAAUUUACAACAUAUUUCUCUAUCAAAUAUCCAACUACAUGAAAUCAACGAGAUUACACUGGAUUAUUUCACUCAAUUCCCUCAAUUAAAACGACUCGAUCUUUCGAAAAACCAUCUGACAAAUGACUUUCUCUCUCCAAUCGAACGAUUCUUCGAUUCGCUUGAAGAACUAUACCUUCACUCAAAUCAAUUGACCAAUGUAUUCUCUCUUCUCUCCCAUAUGAAAUCAUUGCAAUUACUUGAUUUGAGUUCGAAUUCUCUAUCGAAAAUUCCACAAGACGUUCACGCCAAAUUAGAAGUUCUUCGUUUAUCGACAAAUCAAAUUGAACUCUCUUCGGCCGAUUGUGUUCAUUUGCAACACCUCAUUCAACUAGAUUUAGACCACAAUCAAGUCACCAAUAUCCCCAAAGAAUUCCUGGAAUGUGCUCAGCUCCAAAUCAUGAACAUCUCCUCAAAUCCAUUACGAAAAUUUCCCGAAAUUCUCUUUCAAUUACCUUCUUUAAAUCACGUAACAUUCAAUGAUUCCAAUUUACAUGAUUUGAACGCGACUAGUUACUUUCAAAAACAUUUCUAUCGUACAUUAAACUUCCUGGAUUUAUCGUACAAUAAUCUACAUACGAAUUUACACCAAUUAACAAUAUUAAAAGCGUUGACUUAUUUAGAUUUAUCCGGCAAUUGCUUGACCGAACUCGAUAAAAACUUCCGAACACUGACAUGCUUGAAAAUUUUGAACAUAGGUCAAAAUAAGUUUGAAAAGUUUCCGACUUGCUUAUACGAAAUGGAUGAAACAACCAAUCGAACGUAUCUCGGUGAAAUACUUUCCGAGUUAUAUAUGAAUGAUAAUCUAGUUGAAUUCAUCCCUGAUGAAAUCGUGCACAUGACGAAUUUACAAACACUUGAUCUGUCGAAUAAUAAAUUCACUCGAUUCCCCGAUUCAUUGGUCUAUCUCGAUCAACUGACCAGUCUAAUUUAUUCCCAACAGCAUGGAAUACAUAUUGACAAACUAUCGGAUGAUUUCGUUCAUUUAUACAACCUACAAAAGCUUGAUUUAUCUUACAAUAUAUUUCGUGAGAUACCCCUAUGUGUUUAUAGUUUAACAAAACUGGAAUAUCUCAAUAUGAGCGAUAAUCUUCUCACUGCAUUGGACACGAAUCGCUUACAACAAUUAACAAAUUUGAAAAUGAUGAAAUUAAAUGGAAAUCUUUUCCCUUCGUUUCCAUCGACACUCUAUCAAAUCGAUGCAUUUCGUAUCGAUGAUAAUGCAUUGUGCUUAGCUCCACCGAGUGACUUUCUCGAAGGAAAAUCGAGUUCUGCAGCGUCACAUAUGUUCGUUCAAGUCAAUGAUCAAUACGAGGAUGAACUCUUCCGAAUCUACAAAAGAAUACUUGUGGAACAUCUUUCGACGCAUGAUUUCGAACGUUUAUUGAUAAGAUUGAACUUGUCGGACGCUGACAUAGCUUAUUUUCGAAAGAAUUACCAUCACGUCAAGCGGGAAGAAAAAGUCGAUGUUCUCUUGCGCAUAUGGAAACAAAAGCGCGGUUCUUUGGCCGAUUCGGAGACUCUAUUUAAACUUGUCCAAUUGAUCGGAGAUAAAAAGCUUGUACAGCAUUUUCAAAGAGCGUACUUACUUGCCAGAAAAAAUAGUAAGAGAUCGGUUUGGGUACGUCUUUAUCAAACAUCAACUCGUUCAAGCUUUCGUCAUUCGGUUGAUUAUUGUGAAAAGAAUGCUCCAGUAAAUAAUUUAGAUUUUCGUCUACGAACAUGUUAUGAUCAUGCCAAAGAAACCUUUGCUUCCAAAGCGCGAUUUGUUGUUCAACCGGAAACAGUUUGUCAAAUAUAA